GAUUCAUAUAAAUAUUCCAUCAUAUAUUUUAUUAACAAAAAAUGUUCUUAUAUUUAAUUAAAAAACACAUAAUUUUCGGUUAAAUGCAUUAACGGGAAUGCAUAGAAGCGAUUUAUGAUGAGCGAUGGCGUGAAUAUUGUGAUAUUUUAACAAAUAAAAACAAAAAGUUUUUACAGAACUCGGAUGGUUGGAUAAAAAAAAAUAUUUUAUGUAGAAAAAGAGAAAAAAAGUGUGAAGAAUUUUUUUUUACAUUAUUAAAUCUUUCACUCGAUCCAGCAAGUUAGCGAAAAAAAGAAAGAAAAAAAAAGUAAUUUACUAAAAAUGACAUGAAGCAAAAAUUGAAAGAAAAAUUUAAUGUCGGAGAUAAAGUGAAAAAAACAAAUUUUACAAAAUGUGUAAAAAUGUCAAAAGAAGUUGAAAAUUUGAAAAAUGGAGUUUUAAAUGGAGAUUCUGUGAUAAGUAAUAAUCACAUUCAGCAGCAACAGCAUACGAAAUUGAAUAAUUCUAAUGUGGAUUCGACAACGAAAGCGAUUGUGGGCGGAAGAUUACAGUUUUACAAAGAUGGAAAAUUUAUAUUGGAACUAGCACGUGCGCGUGAAGGUGAAAAAACUGGAUGGAUUUCUGUACCGAGGAAAACAUUUUGGCCACCAACAAUAUCAACAAAUUCAAGUACAACAUUUAGCAAACAUGAAAGCUCUACAUCGCUAAGUUAUUCAGAUGACAAUAGUUCCAUACAAUCAUCGCCAUGGCAGAGAGAUCAUUGCUGGAAACAAUCGAGACCUCGUCCAAAUAUCUCAAAGGAAAUGACCUUUUUUUACAAUCGUCCGACACGUCUUUAUUUAACAGGCGAUUGUCAAAAAGUUUCACGACUUAUGCGUCGACGUCCAUUACACAAAUGUGGCACAAUAAAAUUUAAUGAUGAUAAUAUUAAAAGGGAGAAGAAAGUCUAUGGUGAAGAUGUGGUGACGUCAAGUACGGAUAAGAAAAGUGAAAAUGAGAGUGAUGGAAAGGAAUCGACCUCAUCCUCAACGUCAUCACCAAAUGAUUCAAAAGAGAGUAUUAGUGAUACAUUGGAGAACAAUAAUAAGCUAACAGACACAACAACAGCAUCUACGACAAGUACAUCCGUUAAGAUGAGUCAACAUAAAUUGGAUAAAAUUCUAAAGAAACUUGCUGAUAGAAUAUCAACGAAAUUAGCACUUAAUGGAAGUAGCACAAAUGGCCAUCAUGCUAACAAUAAUAAUAAUAAUAAUCACACGACAUCGAAUUUACCGCCAACAAGUUAUUCACUUGCAUCGCACAUUGUAAAUUCCAUAAAUACCCAACCACAUCAGCAUGUAUCGCCACGUAAGAGAAUUUUAAGGGAACUUGAGAAGGUGUCACUGGAAGAUACAAAAAGAUCCAGACCGAAAACGAAUGCAACAAUAAAUGGAAAUGUGACUGCAACAUUGAAUAAUAAUAAUAAUAAUCAUAAUAAUAUUAAUAACAAUACAUUCUCAAAUGGAAGUCUGAUAAAAACUGAAAAAGCACCGACCGUUUCUCGUCCAAUUAGCAGUUAUAGUAUUACAUCACUGUUAGCUCAUAAUACGUCGACAGGCUGUAAUAAUCUAAAUAAUAAUAAUAGUAUUAAUUCAAAUGACUCAUUAUCAACUAGUCACUUUCAUCAGCAACAGCAACAACAGCAGAGAUUAUCUCUUAACUCUCCACCAACACUGCCAUCGGCAAAAUCACCACAACAAAUGAUGCACAAUAAACGAAAAUCGCCAAAUACGUCGCCACCUAGACUAAAUCAAUCGAUAGGAUCACCAUCCCAAAGUCCGAGUCCCGAGCAUCAUGCUUUUCAUAAAUAUCGACCAAUAACGACAACGCCCACGUCAAAUGCUGCAUCAUCGUCACCAUACAAUAGCAGUUAUCAUUCACCGAAUUAUAUGCGUGGUUCACCAUCACCUCAUGAUAGAUUACGUACUACUGGAAAUUUCCAACAUUCACCCUCUCAUUAUGGAACGUCGUCGCCUCAACAACAACAGAAUUAUAGUGUUGGCGUGGCACAUAGAGAUUCCUCAUUAUCGCCAAAUGUCGAGAGAUCAUCGACAACGUCAAAUAAUAAUAAUAAUAAUAACAAUAAUCGAAGUACUCCAACAAGUUCGAGUAGUGGAAUUAGGACUGUUCCAAAGAAAACGGCUGCACUAAGGCAACAAUUUAGUUCACCGACUAUGGAAAGUUCAACUAAAAUCAGUAAAUCAGCAACGACUGCAGUGCAAAAUAUGAAGAAUGAAAAGCCAAUGGAUGUUGAUUCCUUGCUUAGACCUUCAGCAUUAGUUCCACCAUCACCAAUUUCUGCUGCUCUUGGUCAUCAUCCUGCCGCUUCAUUAAGUCACUAUCCGUACAUGUAUCCUCCGUUAAGUUACUUACCUCCAACUGUUCCACCAUAUUAUCCUUCAUUUUAUAAUCCAGCAAUGAUGGCAGCAGCAGCGGCAGCAGCUUAUAGAUUUCCAAUACCUGGAUAUCCUCAAACGGCUAAUUCAUUAUCUCCCGUAUCAAAUACACAUGCACCAUCUCAAAUUACAAAUCCCUCGUCGAACCAUUAUGAUAAGAAUUCAAAUGGACAUCCAAGAAGUUCAUCAAUCUCCUCAUCACCGCCAGAAGCAACAACAACUCAUCAUCAUUCAUACGUACCUACAUCGCCUUGGAAUCCAAUUUCAUUAACAAAUCAUCAUCAUCAUUCCAUCAGUGAUGGUAAUAAUUUAAUUUCAAAAGUAAAGGAUGAACAAAGUUCAGACGUCCCACUUAAUUUAUCGAAACAUUAGGACCAGAGAAAAUGUUAAUUGAAACAACAAUCAGGACAUUUUUUUCUUAUUGGAAAAAAAAUCUAUAUAUUUAAUAACAUAAUUAAGCAAGUAAGUAAACACACUAUUGAGGAUGAAAAAGUGAACAAUCAACAACCAAAGUCUGAAAUUAAAAAAAAAAUAUGAAAUAUGAAAAGUAAUUUACAAUUUGCUGCGAUGUGGACAACUGAAAGUGGGGAUAUGGUAGAGUACUGUUUGGAACCUGCAGUGUCAGGAGCAGAGUAGCUAUAUGUAGGCAAAUCUUUUGUAAUCCUCUCUUUUGUGAGGAGAUGGGUUCGAUUCUCAUUAGAGACUUUGUCAAGAUGUCAAGGAAUAUCACGAUAUUCAGUACCUUAAAUAAGCUUAGAGAGUGUUCAAACCUUUAAUUCCCGUAUUAAAGCUUUGAUUUAAACUUUGUCUUUGGAUUCAAGCUGAGAUUGAAGCUAGGAUCUCAUUGCUAAAUCUAUAGAUUGUUCUUAAAAUUGUGAUCGAAACUCUUUAGAGUCAACAAAUCGCUACACCAACUUCCCCACUUCCUAAAGCCGAUACAUGAGAAACGAAUCAACAUUUUGACAAUGUAUUGAUGGUGAAUUAAAACCAAUUUAGACAAGUUUUGUAAGAAAAAAUCAGGCACUUUAAGGACACAUACACAAACACACAAAAAAGAAUUCAUGAAUUAUAUAUAUUUAAGAGGAAUAUUGAGAAAUAUUUUCAUAAAUAUUUACAAAAAAAAAACAAACAAUUUUUACAACAAAGGAUGAAAAACAAAAAUGACGAAAAAUAAUAUAAUUAAAAGAUUUUAAUAAACGAUUUAUAAGGAAGACAUUCAAGGAAAAAGAAAUAAUAAUUUUAAUAGAUGAUAAGAAGAAAAAGUAAAAUCUAUUUAUGAUGUAAAAUUUCUACUUAUUGAAUUUAAAAGCCAUGGAAACUUUUUUGAAAAUGGCAUAACAUUACACGACAUUUAAAUUAUAAGAAUGACAGAAACAAAGAAAACAAAAAUCUGCUGAUAAAAUUACAUAAAUUAUUGAAGAAGAAAAGAUGUAUUUUUGAUAAUCGUUUGGAUGGGAUGUAAAAUUAAGCGAGAAGCGAACAAGAAUUUUUUUCUUCGUGUGCAGUUGAAUAUUUUAAUUGAGAGAAAUUCACAUUUUUCAAAAUUAAUAUCUUCAAUUUGAUGAUUAAAUUACGUGGUAACAUUAAUUUUUUUCAAUGUUGUAUGUCGCUCGGGAUUUUUCAAAGUCAAUUUUUAAAUCGCGUAAAUUAUAUACCUAGAGAAAAAUAAUGUUUUGGGGGGAGGAUUUAAAUGAUUGGAGAUGUUUUUGGAUGAUUUUUACACAAGACUGGUUUUUAAAUGGAAAUUUACAGAUAAAAUGUCACAAAGAAUAUUAAGAAAAGAUUACGUAUUAAGUAUUUAACGUACGUAAUAAAUAUGGCUUACGUACGUAACAAAUAUGGCAUACGUAUUUUUACGUACGCAAAAAAUAUGGCAUACGAAUUUUUACAAAAAUUAUUUCGACAAGAGUUCCUGAAAGAAAUGCCCAUAAAAAUCAAUCUCCAAUCAUUUUCAUCCCAAAAGUAAACGAAAAAUGAAGAAAAAAUAAAUUCAAUGGAAAAUUCUUUGUUCAAUGUAAAAUGCUUUGUUCGUGUUUAAUUAAAUUAACAAAAAUAUUUUGGCAUGAUACGUAUGUCUUAUGAUGGUGAUAGAAUUAAUGGGCUUUCAUAUAAACAAAAAAAAAAUUGAUAAUAUACACAUUGGCAGGCACAGUAUAAAAAUUGGAUCAUAAAUGGAAUCUCAAGAAUGAAAUUUAAAUAAUUUUUAAUUUUUUUUUUUAAAUUGAUAUAAAGUAUAUUCCCAUAGACUGAGAUGUAGAUUUUUUAGAAUGAACAAUGAAAAAAAGUGUAUUUUUACAAAAUUUUCUGAAAAGUUUUUGACCAAUUUGACGAUCAUUUUACACAUUAAAGAGAAGAGAGUAUUUACAAACAGUUUUAUACCUUAGGGGCAUCCAUAGGUGAUGUUUAUUGAAAAAUGAUGCUUUAGGCACGACCUAGCUCUGUAAGGAAUACUAAACCACCUAACCUUUACUGUGCGAAGUGGUCUGGAAAACUACGACAGAGCCAAGAGCUGGUUUAAAAUGUCAUUUUUUGAUCGCCGUCAUUUUUUAAUCAACCCCCGAAAAAGAAUUUCACACUUUUUAUUUGCAUAAAAAGAGAAAAUUUUUAUAAAAAUGUAUUAAGAGCAUCUUCAUAUUCCAAUUUUUAAAGGAACUAUUCGCACAAUAUACAAAACAUUCCAAAAAUAUAAAUAAAAUAAAACCAUUCUAUUUCGCCAAGUGCAAUCAGUGAAUAUUUUAUGCUGAAAAUUUUUUAAAAUUCAAAUCUAAUGCUACAAAACAUAAAAAAAUUGCGUCAAUGUGCCUUUAUAAAAAAUAUUUUUUAAAAAGCAAAAUAAAAACUUUUUUGGAAAUGACAAAUUUUUGCACAAAAACCAUCGUGAAGUUCACUUUAAGAAGCUCCAAAGUUGUACGCAAUUUCUCAACAGAACUUUUCAUUUUUCCACUCAAUUAAGAGACAUUCUUCUUUUUGACAGCGUGUUGCAGAAAAGUGAAAAGUUUUGAGGUCACAUGAGAAAUUAAAAAUAAAAUUUCUGUGGAGCUUCAGAAUGACGUAAAAUGAUUAUAUUCCUUAUCCUGAAGCUUUUCGGCUAAAAGAUACAACUUUGUUGCUUCUUAAAGAGCUUUAAUUCACGACAAAAACUUACAAACAGCGAUUUAAUAUAAAGAUUUUACAAAGUUAAUCCUUUCCAAACUUCAAACUUAAACAAUCUCUUCAGUGUGCCAAAAAUUAUAAAAAUCCUCUUCUUUAUUCCUAUAUAGACUUAUGUGCUGGCUGUAUUAAGCUUUAGGCAUGAUUAUUUGAUGUUUUUGAUCGAUUUUAUGGAGACUGGAUGUUAAAAAAUUCAACUGUUCUUAAAAUUGAUUUAAAAUCUUAAUUGGAUCUUGAAAAUAAUCCAGGUAGCUCUUCGAAAAGCUAAUAAAAAUUCAAAUAAGCAUGACUAAUACCUACAAAAGCACAUUAUAUUUGCAAGAUUCAUAAAUGCAGGAAUCCUUAAAUUUUCUUUAAAAAUCUACAAAAACUCAAUUAAAGAUUUUCAAGAUCUUCCUGAAUUUAUGAAUCUAAUCAUCUUCAUAUACAAGUCAUAGAAAUCAAAUCAACUCUGGCAUGUUAUUGCAUUUAAUUAUGAUUUAAACCAAGUAAAUUAGUUGAAUGGACUUAAUAGAAUUCAAAAUAUAAGAAAAUUAAAAUAGAGGCAGGGAUAUAAAAAAAUUGUUCAGACUUUUUAGAAAUUUUCAUACAAAGAAAUACAUAAAAUUAACAAAAUUAAGCCUUGAACUGAAGUUAAUUAGUCCUUAUAAUGAUAUUUGGACUUGAUGUGAAUGUGAAGAUUGAUAAAGGUAGCUAGUUUGAAUAUUUGGAUUGAUUUUUUGGCAGAUGAGAAUAGUUUCGUUUAGCAAGAAUCAUCUAAACAGCUAUUUGGAAAAAUCAUUUCGAAGGAAUGGAGAUAUUUGGAAUGUUAUCAUCUAAAUUUGUUCUCAGAUUAGACAAAAAAAAACAUUUAAAAACAUGAUCUGGGUUAGGUUGUCCUCACCUGUUGUCAAUCCUCAUAAAAAUCAAACUCCAAAACUGCCAAGAAAACAAAAUCCAACCAGAUUCAUUCAAAAUCGUCACUAGAAUCCAACGUCACUUCAUCUAAAAAAUGGAACAAAAAUUCCAAAAUAAAUCAAUCAAAAUAAACUUCAAUUUCCGUCAAAUUGAAUCAGAAAGUGAUCAAAAAAUUAAAGAAGAAAACUUGAAACUAAAUUUUCAUGAACGAUAAGACCUAGAAGAUGCAAAUGAGAGCAUUUUCCAAAUGAUAAUCAACAUAUAGUUUUAAUUAAUUAUCAUAAAUAGCAUCAAGAUGAAAAACAAAAACAAAAAAAAUGUCGCUUAAAAUGAUUAGUUAAUAAGUGAAAGUAAAAAAAAGAAAAAAAAAAAUUAAAAAAUUCCUUAGACUUACAUUUUGUUGUAAAUGCGAUGGACUAUAUAUUUGUAGAUUUUUAAGUUAAAAAAACAAUUAUUUCCUUUAUCUUAAUAUCGAUAUAAUUUUUAUUUUAUUAUAUAUGGUAUUUCUCAAAGCAUAAUUUAAUCAAAAUGUGUUUUCUUUAAAUUGUAAGGGCUUGAGGAUCAUAAAAAAUGGUAGAAAAUUAAAAAUUAAGUCUUUUUUGAUGGAUUUUUUUCUACUUUAUGGAAAAAUUAAUUGUCGUAAUGAGAAAAAAAAACAGUAAUUAUAUUAUAUUACAUUGUAUAAAUAUAUUCAAAUGACUUUUUUGCUUAAAAUUAAUUUCACAGAAGAAAAAAAAAACAAGAAUGAGUAAAAAGAAAUCAUUGAUAUAUGUAGAUUAGUUAUUAUAAUUAAUAAUAUUAUAAUUUUUAAUUCACUUAAUAUUUACUCUCAAUUUAAAUCUCAUUUUUGAUGCUAAGUUAAAUUUAAUCUAUAAUAAAAAUAAACAAGAUUGAGGAUAAUAAGCUAUUAUUCAAUGCAAUUAUGAGUAACUGGAACAUUAAUUAUACUGAGAACUUGGUCUGUUUCUGUGUUUUACAUCGAUAGGUUCUAUUUGACUUAAUCCUUACAACCGACGUUUAUGUAACCUAAUAUUACUCUAGGAUUUUAUUCUAGGAUUCAAACUAAAGUAUAAUUCAAAUCAUAAGUCAGAAUAACUCGUACUUUAAAUCUUGGAAAGUUUAUACUAUUGAGGAACACUAGCUAAGCAAACUUAUAUGGCUGGUAUUACUUUAUAGUGUGAUUCAGUUUAAACUAAAGAAUGAACUAGUUCAUUAUAUAGUUUUUAUCCUAAGGGCUUCGUUUAUAGUAAAGUAUGUCCUAUCUAAGAUUUUAGACAAGAGAUAUACCCUAGUGUUUAACAAAGGAGAUCUCUAGACUGUAUAAUUGAUUAUUGUCUUGAACCUGGAUUUGAAUAAAUCUAUUCGAUUACAACCUUAAAUUUUAACUAGCAUUCAAAUCUAAUUAAUCAUCAAAAUAAAUGAAAUAAGAAGCCAAGGGAAAUAGAAAAAUGCUGUAAAACACAGAAACUAUCUGGUUUAGAAAUAAUUGCUGAGGAAAAGACACAAGACAUAUAAAAAGCUAAUUAUAAUUCAUUUUAUAAGAACAAUUGUAUAUCCUCAUUUCAGCAGUAUUGUUUGAUUAUGAUAACGCACACAAGACAUAAAUCGUGAAUUGACUCGUGCAGAUUUAUCAUUGAGCUUAAUUAAAUAAUUUCCUCUCAUUUUUAAUGGUUUCUUUUCAUGUGUCAAUUCAGAGCUCUCUAAAAAAAUGAAAAAAUAUAUGAAGUAUAUAAAAAUUCUUAUUAAAAAAUGAUUCCAUUUUUAUUAUGAACCUUAAUUAAUCAAAUGAUGAAAAAAAAUCCACACAUAAAAUUUUUUUGUGAGAAUUGUGUGCAAUUUAAAAUUUUUAAUAUAUAAUUUGUUUUUUGUAGAAAAGCAAGGAUGAAAAUUUUCUUUAAUUAAUUAUCAAAAUUAUAAAAACAAAAAAAAAACAGCUGAAAAAAAGAUGAAAAACUAACAAGAAAUGCAUUAUAUUGAAUAUUUUUACUCAAGAUGAUAAAAUGAAAUAAAAG
This is a messenger RNA of Chironomus riparius, 8494 nucleotides long. NCBI's taxonomy places the organism in Eukaryota, Metazoa, Arthropoda, Insecta, Diptera, Chironomidae. The record is from the annotation of a GenBank genome assembly.